Molecule: messenger RNA, 4373 nt
Organism: Mugil cephalus (flathead mullet)
Lineage: Eukaryota; Metazoa; Chordata; Actinopteri; Mugiliformes; Mugilidae
Gene: tbc1d12a
Product: TBC1 domain family, member 12a
Source: RefSeq, a predicted model, not a curated record
GUAUUUUCAAGAUGGCGCCGGACUGUGGCCGGAAUGCCGCUGCUGCAGCCAGCUGAGGGAUUUAAUUAAUCUUCCACCUGGCGCAAACAAAUAUACACACAUUUAUAUGUGUGUGUAUACAUAUGUAUGUAUGUUUUCCAUGUUUUUAUUUUUUAUUUUAGACAUUAGAAGUUAACAUGUUGCGCCCGCUGUGUGUCCGGUAACGUGGAAGAAGAAGUGUAUCCCCGGCUAAAGAUGGUAGCCCCGUCUUCCUCCGAGAACAACAGAACCUGCAGCCGCUGCGGAGCUCGGCCGUCCCCGCAGGAUUUUACGCCCGGGGCCGAGGUUCUCUUGGCGGACUGAGAGGUACCGAGGGGGUCAUGGAAGAGGCGGAGAACGGGGGCUCGCUCGCCGUCGACGUGAACGAGAAUGAGGGAUUAGGACCGAGAGGAGCCCUGAAGGAGCGGAGCGCAGCGGUGCUAGCCGGUGUCAGGGGGGGUCAGGGACCCGGGAAGGGUCGCGUUUACGCGCAGGACGCCUGCGUGCAGCCUCCGAGCAGCAGCGGGGGGGUCAUGCUGGACCUGGAGAGGAGGCGCGUCCCCGGCGCGUCCCUGAUGAACGGCUUCACGGAGGAGGAAGCUGCGCCGGAGACGGGGGGCGAUGCAGGGGAAGUCACCCCCGGAGUAGAGUCAACAGGAGGCGGGUGUGUGGGGCUGACGUGCCCCGCGGGGAACCUGCAGCGGAGGAACCGCGCUGGUCCGGAUGUAAACGUGCCCAACGGGGGCGUUGAGAGGCCGGAUCCGCGGGACCAGAGACUCGGCUCCACGGAGGAAGUGAAAGUAGCCAACGGGGGUUUACACAUCUCCAGGGAGACAUGUGACUCUUCUGACUGUUCCCAGGAAAACGGCUCAGGGGAGGGGGGGGGCAGGCCGGUCCCUCGGUGCCCCGGGGGGGACGCACCGGCUCCGGGCCCCUCGGAGGAGGACGCCGCCCCCACCACCACCACCACCCCCCCUGGAUCCAGAGCCAAGCUUCCUUCGCCCUCCUGCGCUUCCACCCCGUCCAAGCUGAACGGCGACAGCCCGGCGUCCGAACCCCACAACACCAGGGGGGAGGAGGAGGGGGGGGAGGAUGAGGGGGAGGAUGAGGGGGAGGAUGAGGAUGGGGGGGAGGAGGAGGAUGAGGAUGGGGGGGGGGAGGAUUUCAGUGACCUCAGUUUGCCCGUCAGGCCUCAGAGUCUGAGGACUAACCCCAACUUCAGCGUGUCGCUGAGCUGCGACGCCACCCCGUUGUCCCCGGACGAGGACGGAGGGGGAGGGGGAGGGGGAGGCUUUUAUUUUGGAGAUGGGAGGGGGGGGGUUUACGACGAGGACUUCGGGGGCGUCCUGGAGGGGGGGGGGGGCCGCAGGCAGAGCGCCCCGGACCAAAUGCCCGACCUCGGCGACGGGAGCUCGGACCCCAAGAUGAUGCCAAAGAGGUUCGGCAUCGCUGAGUUCUUCACCAGGAGCCUAUUUUCUAGGAAAUCCAAAGAGCCCAGGGCGACGUCCCACAAUGCAACGGGGUGGCGACUGUUCGGGAAGGCUGCUCCCCGAGAGGACGAUCCGGGCAAAGAUCCGGCGUCGGAGGCGUCCGAGCAGCAGUUGGAGCAGACGGACGAGUCGAGCGCGGCGUCGUGUCCUCAGCGCCCCCUGGCUGCAGGGAGGAGGAAGAACCUGGAGUUUGAGCCUCUUUCCACCACCGCCCUCAUCCUGGAGGACCGGCCGUCGAACCUUCCCGCCAAAUCCACGGAGGAAACUCAGAGGCACAAGCAGGAGUACGAGGAGAUGGUGGCAGGAGCCAAGAGGAGAGAGCUGAAAGAAGCCCAGAGGAAGAAGCGUCAGAUGAAGGAGAGACACCGGCAGGAGGACAGCAUCUCCAACGCCAUGGUGAUCUGGAACACCGAGAUCCUGCCUCACUGGGACGCCGUGAAGGCGACGAGGCGAGUCAGGGACCUGUGGUGGCAGGGACUUCCUCCCAGCGUCAGGGGGCGAGUGUGGAGCCUCGCCAUCGGCAACGAGCUCAACAUCACUCCAGAGCUGUACGAGAUCUUUCUGUCCAGAGCCAAAGAGAAGUGGAGGAGUUACAGUGAGACCAGUUCAGUCAACGACAACGAGAGCGACGGAGGAGCGUCUCUGGCCGACAGAGAGUCCAGUCUGGACCUCAUCAAACUGGACAUUUCCAGAACCUUCCCCUCUCUCUUCAUCUUCCAGAAGGGCGGCCCGUACCACGACCUGCUGCACAGCGUCCUGGGCGCCUACACCUGCUACCGACCCGACAUCGGCUACGUGCAGGGAAUGUCCUUCAUCGCCGCCGUGCUCAUCCUCAACCUGGAGGAGGCCGAAGCCUUCAUCACCUUCGCCAACCUGCUCAACAAACCCUGUCAGAUGGCGUUUUUCAGGGUCGACCACGAACUGAUGUUGAAGUAUUUCGCAGCCUUUGAGAUUUUCUUCGAGGAGAAUCUGCCUCGUCUCUUCAGCCACUUCCAGACCAACAACCUGACGCCCGACCUCUACCUGAUAGACUGGAUCUUCACCCUGUACAGUAAGUCCCUCCCCCUGGACGUGGCGUGCCGAGUGUGGGACGUGUUCUGCCGGGACGGGGAGGAGAGCUUGUUCCGGACGGGUCUGGGCGUCCUGCGCCUGUAUGAGGACGUCCUGCUGCAGAUGGACUUCAUCCACAUCGCCCAGUUCCUCACCCGCCUCCCGGACGACCUGCAGGCGCACACGCUCUUCAGCGCCAUGGCGACCACGCACAUGAUCAGCAGGAACCGCCGCUGGGCUCAGGUGUUCUCUGCGUUAAUGAAGGACGGAGCUAAAGACUCGGACAGAAACACCAGCCCGGCUUUGAGAAGCUAACACUAGCUGAGCUAACACUAGCUAAGCUAACGCCUCCCCUCAAACUAAACCGGAGGCCGAGUUUCCCUCCAACCCCGUGUCGGGACCAGAGCCUCCGACCUCUCAGCAGUAUUUUAUAGUAAACGUCAGAAAACACUGAACGAGGCCUCGACGGGAACCAAUGGAAUAAACCCACUAAGGACAAGCCCCGCCCCCUUUCUCUGUCCGAGGCUCAGAGACGACUUCAUGGUUCUUCAUUUCACACGUUUCGUUUUUUAUUUUUUUAGCUUGAAAUCCAAACACGAUGACUCCACAGGUGUUUCCUCCUCCUGAGCGUCUGCUGCCUCCUCAGAGCACUUUAUCUACAGCAGCUACGUCACAAACACUCACAGAAACAAACUAGAGGAAGAAAAGUCCUUAAAUUAAAGGUGGGAGGAGGUUUUUAACAUUUUUUUAUUUAAGUGCUUCUUUACUUUAACAACAUGUCUGCAAUUAAGUUUAAUUAAAUUAACACCCGGCAACUAUUUUAUCAAUUAAAUCCUUUUUAUUACCUGAUGGUUUCAUAUCGUCGUCGUCGUCAUCAUGAGCUGUUUAAUAAUAUUUUAUAGAUUCAAUACGUUUCUGUAGCCGAACGUUGUUUUUUUUUACUCUGAGCUGCAGAAAAAAAGACGAAAAUCUGUUCUGUCUGUUUUCUAACAACAAAAAAACAGAUUUGUUUUCUUUAUAAAACUGAUGAUCUUCAAAGUUUUUUCCUUUUCUCUAAUUUCCUCCUUCUCUUCUUCUCUCCAUCCUCAGACGUUUCUUUCUCCUCCGCUUCAUUUUUUUAAAUUAAAUUAUUGAAAGUUUCAGAUGUUUGAUUCGUUAAAGAGUCGACGUCGUCGUUAAGAUGAAGUUUAAAAGUAAAACACACACUUUGAUUUGUUGACACACUAAACAACAACAACACUACACAGACACACAACAACUUUAAAUGUGGACCAAGAGGAAGAUUUUACCCUGAUCAACAAUUCAACACGAGUAAAAAUAAAUCAUUAAAAAUAUAUAAUGAAUGAAACUUCCAUUCCUCCUCAUCUUCUUUUCUGUCUCGUUUUUCAUUUUUCCAACUUUAAAUCCAUUUUAAACCAAUUUAUUUGGAUUUUAUUCAAAGUUCAAGAAGAAAAAAAAAUAAUAUUAGUUUUGAAUCUUAAAUCGAUCGACGGACGUUUCUAAAAAAUAAUAAAUAAAUAAAUAAAUAAAUAAAUAAAGUGCAAUAUGAUGCUGGCGGUUCAGUGCGUCAUUACCCAGAAUCCUCAGCGGCUCGGUUUCCCGAAGUAACGUGAUCAUUUCUUCUUUUUUAUUUAAGUGUCUUUUUCUACUUCCGUGUGUUUGUGCGCGCGUUCAUUCAGCUUCUUGUUUUGCUUUUUGUCGUCAGAUUUAUUUCCGUGUACAGGUUCUGUUUUUUUUCAUGAUGCCUUAUAAGUGAUGUAAAUAAACUGUAAAAAAAAAACAACAACAACAAACAAUAAAAUGAAAAUAAAACCA